AUGAAGAAAGCUUUAUUGAUUGGUGUCGAUGUCGGUGGAACUAAUACCGACUGUGUCUUAAUCGACCCUUCGGAAUUUGGUAACGAGAAUAAGGGUGUCUUAAGCUGGAACAAAGUGGUGACUACGGCCGAUGUUUCGAAAGGUAUUGAGCGAGGAAUUUUGAAGCUACUUGAUGAUUGCAGUCAGAUUGAAAAACAUGAUAUCAUCUCUGUUACAAUUGGCACUACGCACUUUAUCAACGCUGUUAUCGAGCAGGAUCAAGCCAGGUUGGAUAGGGUGGCAGUUCUAAGAUUAUGUGGGCCCUACUCUCACAAUGCACCGCCUUUUUCAGAUUUUCCCAGAAGAUUGAAGCGGAUACUAAAUGGUUACAUCGGCUUCCUCAACGGAGGUUAUCAAGUUGAUGGUAACGAGAUUCAACAGUUGGAUGAGGCCGAGAUCAUAAAUCAUGCUGAAGAAAUCAAGCGUCUUCAUCUCAGGGCAGUUGCCAUUGUAGGAAUCUUUUCUCCAAUGAAAGCCGAUCAGGAAUUGAAGGUUAAGCAAAUUUUACAAAGGGAGAUCCCAGGGAUUAGAAUUGCCAUUUCCAAUGAGGUUUCCGGGAUCGGCUACUUGGAAAGAGAAAAUGCGACCAUAUUGAACGCUGCCACAAUGAAUUUUGCCAACAAGAUCAUCACUUCUUUCAUGACGGCCAUGGCUACGUUAGGUUUAUCGUGUCCUCUUUUCUUGACGCAAAAUGACGGUACGGUUUUACCGGCAGAAGAAUGUCGUCGUCUUCCUAUUAAAACUUUCUCUUCUGGUACUACAAACUCUAUGAGAGGUGCAUCUUUCCUUGGAGAUGUCCAUGGUAAAAGUGUCGUGGUUGUCGAUGUUGGUGGAACAACCUGUGACGUCGGUCUUUUACUUCCUACUGGUUUCCCUCGACAAUCUUCUUCUUAUUCCAUAGUCGGUGGUGUCAGGAUGAACUUCUCUAUGCCUCAUGUCGAGAGUAUAGGUCUUGGUGGAGGCUCGUAUGUCCGCACUGACACUAAGUCUGGCCUGACAGUGGGUCCGGAUUCUUCUGGUUGUGAUAUUGUAAAUCAGGCCUUAGUUUUUGGUGGUGGUAGAAUUACUGCUACUGAUGUUGCUGUUGCCGUGACCAAAGAUGACCAAGGAAUUGACCUUGAGAUUGGUGAUGCUGCCAAAACUGUUGGUGUUUUUACUGAGGAAUUCAAAGCUGACUUUAAAGAUACCAUUAAAAAUAUGUUAGAGAAAGUCAUUGAUCGCAUGAAGACCAGCCCUGAUGACAUUAGUGUUUUGGCAGUUGGUGGUGGCUCCUUUAUGGUUCCGGAGACGUUGGAAGGAGCUACUCAAGUGAUCAAACCUCUUUAUUACAGCGUGGCCAAUGCUAUUGGUGCAGCAAUGGGUAAAAUCUCCUCCGAAGUUCACGUUAUUAAGAUUCUACUUCCUGGAGGAAUCACAAAGGAGCAUAUUAUAGAGGAACUAAAGGCCGAAGCCGUUGAAAAAGCGGUUGCUAAAGGUGCAGUUAAAGAAUCUGUUAGCAUAGUGUAUAUUUCUGCUGAACCGAUUCCUUAUGUGUCCAACACGUUUGAAUUUUUUAUUAAGACUAUUGCGGAUGUUGACUACUCUCGGAUUCAGCUAGAAUCGGAACCUAAAGUGGGUUCCACUGUUUCUGAAAUCAACCUCCUUGAAACCUCUUUAGAAAGUGAGGAAGUUACUAAAAAUGCCAGCACUGCGAAGGAGAGUAUUGAGGCACCGGGAGUAAAUUACGUUACAUAUCAGCCUUUUAUCAAUGAGAAAAGGCAGUGGCUCUUGAGUGAAACAGAUCUUGAAUACAUCUGUAUUGGUUGUUACAUUGUUGGAAGUGGAGGUGGAGGCAACCCGUACUCUUUCUUCUUGGAAGCCAGAAAUUUAUUGCGUGGGGGCGACACAAUCACCGUUGUCGACGUUAAAGAUGCCUCCAAGUAUGUCCAUGGAGAUGGAUGUAUUGCAUCCAUUUGUUAUGCUGGAUCUCCUACCGUAUCUCAUGAGCAACUUUCUGGUGAUGCCCUCAAAGUUUGCUAUGAUUAUAUGGCUAAGUACCUUCAGAAAAAUCCUGAAUUGUUGUUCCCAAUCGAAAUUGGUGGGGGUAAUGGUUUGUCUCCUUUUGAAAUUUCGUCGUCCUCUCGAUUGAAUAUUCCAGUUGUGGACUGUGAUUUAAUGGGUCGUGCAUAUCCAACCCAUUGGCAGACUAUUCCGGUUGUAUACGCCAAACCUAACGAGAGUUGCUAUCCCCCUACUGUUAUCAGUAAUGGUAAUUCCAAUACCAUGAUUAUCGCCGAUUCCAAGACAGAUGCCUUGCUUGAAAGGUGUAUGAGAGCUGCAUUAUCCGAGAUUGGUGCUACUGUCGGUGUCAUGAAUCCUCCAAUGACCCAGCGGGAACUUGAGUUGAAAACAAUCCAUAACUCAUUGUCCCUCUGUUGGAGAAUUGGUAAAGCCGUCAAGAUUGCCAGACAGAAAUCCGAAAUCGAUUCCCUUCCUCUGACUAUUCUAAGUUCCAUCAAUGAUUCCGGAAAGCAUUUGUUUUCUGGCAAGAUCGUUGGAGUCGAGCGCACGUUGCGGAAGGGCCAUAUAUAUGGUGAGGUUACCAUCGAAGAAUUGGAAGAACCCAGAAGAAAAAUGGUCAUUCCAUUUAAGAAUGAAAACAUUUAUUGUAAGCUUCAAAACAACGAUGGAAGUGAUUCCAAGGUAGUUUGCUCAGUGCCCGAUUUGAUUGCAGUGAUCGAUGCCGAUACUGGAGAAGCGGUUGGAACUCCUGAUUACAGAUACGGUCUCCUUGUCUUUGUCCUUGGAAUUGCACCUAGCAACAAAUGGACUGACUCGGAAAGGGGUCUUGCUAUCGGUGGCCCUGAAGGUUUUGAUCUUGAUUUGGAGUAUCAUCCAAUCAGUAAUUAUUCUCCUCCAUUAUCUGUAAUAGAUGAAUACGGACAAGAAUAA
Messenger RNA from Brettanomyces nanus, 2970 nucleotides. RefSeq lists its product as uncharacterized. Gene Ontology annotation, biological process: glutathione metabolic process. Gene Ontology annotation, cellular component: cytosol. The coding region runs from base 1 to 2970 and encodes 989 amino acids. Lineage: Eukaryota; Fungi; Ascomycota; Pichiomycetes; Pichiales; Pichiaceae. The transcript has a single exon. Gene Ontology annotation, molecular function: 5-oxoprolinase (ATP-hydrolyzing) activity. The record is from RefSeq and is a predicted model, not a curated record.